This is a messenger RNA of Spodoptera exigua (beet armyworm), 2635 nucleotides long. The record is from the annotation of a GenBank genome assembly. Lineage: Eukaryota; Metazoa; Arthropoda; Insecta; Lepidoptera; Noctuidae.
CUGCCACAGUCAAUGUCAAAAUUUGAAAUUUACACGUCAAAACACCGAUUUUUCACCGUCGGUGAGAAAUUGUAUGGAGUGAAGGAAUACAUAAUUUUUCGACUCCAAUACUCUUUUUAAUACCAUUAAUUUAAUUCGUAUGAUGCGGAUUUGGCAGCAUAGCCUCAAAAGAACAGUAGCACAUUAUAAUUUAGUCCGACAAGUUAUAAGAAACAUGAGUACGAAAAAGAUAGCCGUUUGUCAGAUGACGUCUGUAGGGGAUAAGGCGGCUAACUUGGAAGUUGUCAGCGAUUUAAUUAGUCAAGCUGCGAAAGAAAAUGUUCAGAUGAUAUUCUUUCCAGAAGCCUGUGAUUACCUCUGUGAUAAUAAGAAUGAUACUUUAAAUUUUGCUGAACCGAUCAUAGGUGGCGCCACUGUUGGGAAGUAUAAAGAAUUGGCGGCCAAGCAUAAUGUUUGGUUGUCUAUGGGUGGGAUCCAUGAAAAGGACGAAUCAAAUCCCUCGAAAGUUUGCAACACUCAUAUAAUAAUAGACAAUAAAGGGACUUUGGUACAGGCAUACAGGAAGUUGCAUUUGUUCGAUGUGGAGAUACCUGAACGGAAUGUAAGGUUGAAGGAGAGUGAUUUCUGUGAACCGGGAAACCACAUUGUGGCACCCGUUGAUACGCCAGUAGGAAAAGUAGGUUUAAGUAUUUGUUAUGAUAUGAGAUUUCCUGAACUAAGCACUUCUUUGAGUAUCAUGAAAGCUGAAAUACUGACGUUUCCUUCGGCGUUUACACAACACACUGGGGCUGCACAUUGGCAUGUGUUGCUGAGAGCAAGAGCAAUAGAAAAUCAGUGUUACGUAAUCGCGGCCGCCCAAUCAGGGGCUCAUAAUGCGAAAAGAAAGUCUUACGGCCAUGCCAUCUGCAUAGAUCCGUGGGGCGAAGUCCUAGCCGACUGCGGGGUAGAUUCCCCAACAUUCAAAGUAGUUGAAAUCGAUCUGGGAAAAUUGGAAGAGGUUAGGCGUAAUAUGCCUGUGUUUCAGCAUCGAAGACGAAACGUUUACUCCCUGUACUCGUUAAGUCUCCGCAAGGACCUCCUACCCUGUCACUCACCAUCUCCUCCCCCCUCAAUUUCCGGACCACCAGAAAUUGUGGAGCCUGACGAACCCCACUAUACCUUCGGACAUGUCAAAGUGCCAGAGAGCUGUGUCUUCUAUAAAUCUAAGCUGACUUAUGCUUUUGUUAAUUUGAGAUGUGUGAUCCCCGGUCACGUGCUGGUGGCGCCAAUAAGGAUGGCUCAGAGAAAUCAUGAUAUGACGGAAGAGGAAGCACAAGAUUUCUAUAGAACUAUACGAAUUGUACAGCGGACUCACAAUCACAUUCACGUUCAAAUUCACACUCACAUUCACAUUCACAUUCACACUCACACUCACACUAACACUCACACUCACAUUCACACUCACAAUCACACUCACACUCACAUUCAUACUCACACUCACACUCAUACUCACACUCACACUCACAAUCACACUCACAUUCACAUUCACAUUCACACUCACAUUCACAUUCACACACUCACACUCACACUCACACUCACACUCAUACUCACACUCACACUCACACUCACACUCAUACUCAUACUCAUACUCACACUCACACUCAAUUUCUCUAUCACAUUCGCAUUCACAUUGACGCUCACAUUCACUUUCACGUUCACAUUUACAUUCACACUCACACUCAAACACACACUCACACUCACAUUUAUACUCACAUUCACACAUACACUCACACUCACAUUCAAUUUCUCUGAUGAUGAUGAUGAUGAUGAUGAUGAUGAUGAUGAUGAUGAUGAUGAUGAUGAUGAUGAUGAUGAUGAUGAUGAUGAUGAUGAUGAUGAUGAUGAUGAUGAUGAUGAUGAUGAUGAUGAUGAUGAUGAUGACGAUGACGAUGACGAUGACGAUGAUGAUGAUGAUGAUGAUGAUGAUGAUGAUGAUGAUGAUGAUGAUGAUGAUGAUGAUGAUGAUGAUGAUGACGAUGAUGAUGAUGAUGAUGAUGAUGAUGAUGAUGAUGAUGAUGAUGAUGAUGAUGAUGAUGAUGAUGAUGAUGAUGAUGAUGAUGAAAUAGCUAUAAUAGCUAUAAUAGCUCCACGAAAUUUUGACAGAAGACGGUUAAUGACAGUCACGACCAAUCUUGGUGCAAAGUACCCACCAAUACGAAUCAUUCAAGCCCAAACACAAGGCAACUACUCCAAAAAGUCAAGGAGGUCCCUCGACUGUCUUCCGGCUCCAUCAUCAGGUCGGUUAAUGGAAAAAGUGCAUGAAGCUGACUCUUGUACGGUGACCAUACAAGAUGGGAUGCACGCCGGACAGACAGUCAAGCACCUCCAUUGCCACAUAAUGCCGAGAAAGAAAGGAGACUUCAUAGACAACGAUUUAAUAUACUUGGAGCUAGCCAAACAUGAUCAGUUCAAAUCCGGUCAUCCAUCGAAGCCUGCAAGGACGAGGGAAGAAAUGGUAACAGAAGCAACAUUUUUAAGAGCUGAGCUACAGAAAAUGUACUCGGAACAAAGCUGAUAUACCUAAUUAAAAGGCACAUUGAUGUACUCAAUAGAUAUUACAAAAAAAUAACAGAUAUUAAACCUAUGUGUACAAUAA